Messenger RNA from Pistacia vera, 1763 nucleotides. RefSeq lists its product as uncharacterized. The transcript is spliced from 4 exons. The record is from RefSeq and is a predicted model, not a curated record. Lineage: Eukaryota; Viridiplantae; Streptophyta; Magnoliopsida; Sapindales; Anacardiaceae. The coding region runs from base 55 to 1266 and encodes 403 amino acids.
AGCAAACAGAGCAGCUCGAGAGUAGUGUGUUUUUUUUCAGCUGCAGCUUCAACAAUGGCUUUUCUAUUUCGAAAAUUUCAAGAGGGUGUGAAAAUUCUUGCAAAAAGUCCAACAUUUGCUAGGGAUCCAAGGAAGCUUCAAUUUGAAGCCGACAUGAAUCGUCUCUUUUUAUAUACUAGCUAUAAUCGUUUGGGAAGGGACGCUGAUGAGACAGAUGCUGAGGACAUUAUUAACAUGGCUAGUAAAGCCUCUCUUGCUGAUCAACAAAAACAAGUACAAGAAAACAUCCAUUCUCAAAUUGAAAAGUUCUGCAUUUCUAUGAAUCAAAUUCUUCUUCCCGAUACGUCGAAGGAAAGUGAGACAGUUGAGUCAUCUAAACAAUCAAAUUCUACAGCCCGCAGAAGUGGCCUCAGUUUUGCUGUUGGCAAGAGUGGCUCACCUGCUGACUAUCCUGUUGUACCUGAGACAAGGCCAUUAAGACGCGCUGAAGUAUCAAGGAGAUUAGAGGAUAUCAUUGGCUACACACUUCAUCUCAAACCAUCCCUGAUACCCCACAAGGAAGCUGGCCAAGGUUUAUUUUUAUCUGGUGUGGCUGAUGUUGGUACUGUAAUAGCCAUAUAUCCUGGUGUAAUAUACUCUCCUGCUUAUUACCGAUAUAUUCCUGGAUACCCAAGAGUUGAUGCACAAAACCCCUAUUUGAUCACUAGGUAUGACGGAACUGUGAUCAAUGCCCAACCUUGGGGUGCUGGGGGUGAAACCCGUGACUUGUGGGAUGGCUUGACACUUCCUGAAAUUAGAUCAACUAUGGAAGGGACCGAAAAAGGUUCAGACCGGAUGUGGAAACUGCUCAGUAAGCCUAUGAAAAGUACACAAGGGGGAAGUAGAACUGAGUUGUUGGAGAGGAGAAACCCAUUGGCUUUGGCUCAUUUUGCCAAUCAUCCGGCAAAGGGUAUGGUCCCAAAUGUGAUGGUUUGCCCUUAUGACUUCCCAUUGACUGAAAAAGACAUGAGAGCCUAUAUUCCAAAUGUGUCAUUUGGAAAUGCAGAUGAAGUAAAUAUGAGGAGAUUUGGUAGCUUUUGGUUCAGAUGGGGUGGUUUGAGUAGUAAUGGUUCAGACUCUCCAGUUUUGAGAACUCUUGUUUUGGUGGCUACUAGGUCACUUUGUGAGGAAGAAGUGCUCUUGAACUACAGGUUGAGCAACGCUAAGAGACGGCCAGCAUGGUAUACUCCUGUGGAUGAAGAAGAGGACCGAAGGAGAUGGAGCUAAAUCAGCAAAGGUUGGGUAUUCAAAGUGAAUUAAGAUCAGUAAAAGCUACUACCUGAUAGUUGUUUCCAACAGUUGCGGCAGUUUCAUGUCUUAACUUAUUUUGCAUACAAGGGUAACUACGAGUGUACUUUACUUUCAUUUUUCUAUUUGUUAAUCUGCUUACCUAGAUAGGUAACUCGGUUAUAGUUUAAAGAAGCGAAGUGCUAGUCUAGGGUCCAGGAUAUUCUAUUCAUGAGUUAGGAUGGCAAAUUUUACUGUUGUCAAGAUUUUGGUUACUUUCUUUUGCAAUCGUUAGGCAAAUUCUUGAGCCAUGAAUAAGCAGAGGAGAAAUUCUACCUCAGAUUUUUAGACAUUGCAAGUUUGCAACAAUUAUAGAAGAAUGACUUUUGGGGAUAAUUAUUUAUUAUUUGUGAGAAAUGGUAUCAUGCCAAGUGACCAUCCUUUUGUGAAAGCUAACUUCUGUUGUGGACCUGUGUUGCUGCUUUCAGGAUCUAAGC